AUGGCAUUCCCAUCGGCGGAGCCCUCUGCUGCGGCAGAUCUGUGGAGCAACGGCUCCUUCCCCGCAUUCAUCUUCAACGACACCUUCUUUAACGACACCUGCCUCUUCAACGUGACUAACUGCACCAACGGCACAGAUGCCGAACCUCGGCAUGGCACCAGCGUGGCUGGAGUCCUCAUACCUCUUAUCUACAUCAUCGUCUGCGUCAUUGGCUUGGGCGGCAACACCCUUGUCAUCCACAUUGUGCUGCAUUACUCCAAGACUGAGUCCGUCACCAACAUCUACAUCCUCAACCUGGCCAUUGCCGAUGAACUUUUCAUGCUGGGCCUGCCGUUCUUGGCCGUGCAGAACGCCAUGCACUCCUGGCCCUUUGGCUCCUUCAUGUGUCGGAUGGUGAUGACCGUGGAUGGGAUCAACCAGUUCACCAGCAUCUUCUGUCUGACUGUCAUGAGCAUCGACCGCUACCUGGCCGUGGUUCACCCCAUCCGCUCCUCCAAGUGGAGAAGGCCACAAGUCGCCAAAGCGGUCAACGGGACUGUCUGGGCAGUCUCGUUCAUGGUGGUCCUGCCCGUGGUGAUCUUCGCUGACGUGCUAAAGGAAAGCAGGAUCUGCAACAUUAUCUGGCCGCAGCCGACCAAAAUCUGGAGGGCUGCAUUCAUCAUCUAUACAUCGACCGUGGGCUUCUUCUUUCCCCUGCUGGUCAUCUGCAUGUGCUAUCUCCUUAUUGUGGUCAAGAUCCGCAGUUCAGGCAAGAAGGUACACGCCACCUCCACCAAGCGGCGGAAGUCGGAGCGUAAGGUCACACGCAUGGUGGUGAUAGUGGUGGCAGUGUUUGUUUUCUGCUGGCUGCCUUUCUAUGCCCUCAACAUUAUCAACCUGGUGGUCCCUCUGCCUGCCGAACCGCAAGGACUUUACUAUUUCGUGGUGGUGCUGUCCUAUGCCAAUAGCUGUGCCAAUCCCAUCGUCUAUGGUUUCUUGUCGGACAACUUCAAAAGGGGUUUCCGGAAAGCCCUGUGCCGUUCCUCGCGGAAGGUGGAGAACCACGAACAGGCGGAGCAGUUGCAGCAACAGCAAGAGGAGAGGAGGAGGGUGCUGAUGCCCAGGGAGAGCCUGAGGAGGGCCGUGAGGGAUGAGGAAGAGGAGGAUGAAGAGGAAGAGAGGGAAGAGGUGACGGAAAUGACGGAGAUCUGCAGGAUAGCUCAGAACGGUAACGGAAGUGGGCAGGUGGAAAGCGCUCACACUCUGUUCUCAGACAGACCCGUCACCUUGGGGCCAACAGAACCUGGUUCCCCAGACAGGAGAGGCCUGGGGGGGGAUGCCCCGGGAAAAGGCUUUGGGCCUCAGGUACCUCUGCUGAAUGGAGCUAAAAAUGGAAGUGUGAAACCGCUCCCAGAGGAGCCAGUGGAGAAGAAUGCCUCGCUGGAGAUCAGCUACCUGUAA
Messenger RNA from Chanos chanos (milkfish), 1440 nucleotides. RefSeq names its product somatostatin receptor 3 (gene sstr3a). Lineage: Eukaryota; Metazoa; Chordata; Actinopteri; Gonorynchiformes; Chanidae. The coding region runs from base 1 to 1440 and encodes 479 amino acids. The record is from RefSeq and is a predicted model, not a curated record. The transcript has a single exon. Gene Ontology annotation, molecular function: somatostatin receptor activity; neuropeptide binding. Gene Ontology annotation, cellular component: neuron projection; plasma membrane. Gene Ontology annotation, biological process: neuropeptide signaling pathway.